AUGUCACUGGGAGAGCUGAGAGGGAACGAAGGGAAAAUCCCCGCUACUGUGCAGCAGCCUGGGCGUGAGAACAUAAGUGAAGUCUCCCUGAGGUCAGGGAAGGUAUACCAGAGCCCCAGCCCACCUGCAGUGUCCCCAGAGUCUACGACUGGACAGAGCCACCAAGAAGAAGGAGAGUCCAGUGGAGCGGAUCAAGCCAAAGGAAGAGAUAAUGGGAAAGCGAAAGUGGGCGGCGAGACCUCAGGAGAGAGACAAGGAGAAGAAGUUGAAAAGGUCAAGCCGUACCCAUACAGCGGAAUGGUGACCAGGAAGAAAGACGCCACAAUCGACGUGACCAGUAUGUUCAAAGACGUGGAAGUCAAGGUGCCACUCCUGACGGCGUUGAAGAUGCCCCCGAUUAGCAAGUUUAUCAAGGACUACCUGGCGGGGAAGGUCAAUGAAGACGAGAGAAUGAUCACAGAAGAGAAUGUCUCUGCAGUAAUCCUGUGGAGCAACCUCCCCUCAAAGAAGACCGACGCAGGGAUGUUCACACUCCCGAUUUCAAUUGGGGAUAUUCAAGUGGAGCACGCCAUGUGCGAUCUCGGGGCAUCUAUCAACGUUCUGCCGUAUGCUAUUUAUAAGAAGCUGGGAGAGGCUAAGCUGGUCGACACCGACAUCAUGAUACAGCUAGCCGACAGAUCUUGCAUUCACCCGAGGGGAAUUCUGGAAGAUGUAAUCAUGAAGGUGAACAAUUUUCUGUACCCAGCCGACUUCUUCGUCAUCAAGAUGACAGAGCCAGCAGAGAAGGAGUCCAGCGGAGUUCUGUUGGGAAGACCAUUCCCGUCGAUGGCCAACACUAUAAUCGACGUCCGUAAUAGGACGAUCAGUUUGGACUUCAACGGAGAACAAUUUACGUUCAACAUCGGCGAAGCAAUGAAGAGGCCGGCAGACAAUGAAAAUGUGUAUUCAGUGGAUGUGACCGAGCCGCUGGGGCAGGAGUAUUUGGAAGAGGAGUUCUAA
Salvia splendens (bonfire salvia) is the source of this 999-nucleotide messenger RNA. RefSeq lists its product as uncharacterized. Bases 1 to 999 code for a protein of 332 amino acids. The record is from RefSeq and is a predicted model, not a curated record. NCBI's taxonomy places the organism in Eukaryota, Viridiplantae, Streptophyta, Magnoliopsida, Lamiales, Lamiaceae. The transcript has a single exon.